AUGAUUCUCCAUGAGCAAUCUCGAAACAGGGGGGAUACACGCCCCCCCUCUACGGAUCCCUUGACUCGAGAUAUGAUAUCUCCGCCGUUAUCCCAGGAGUCGGCUUUUGACUCGAACAUGAUUGCACCCCAGGUCUACUCGGGAUUAGAGUAUGUCUCGAACAAACUGCAGUCUAACACGCUGCACCUAACUCUCAUCCUCUCUCGUGGUAAACCACUGCCCAUUGGUCAAGGGUGCAAUCUCACUGUUUUCCCCGUCGGCACUCUCUCGGAUAAUGAACGCCAUAUUUUCAGCAAGUAUAUCCGGCGAGCCGCAAGGAAAUACCAUCUGCAGCCGAAAUGGAUGGCUCUCUCGUCAUCGAGCUCCGGCAUGGAUGCCAUGUUUAACCCUGAAUAUCUGAUCGACCGAUCACUGAAACAGAACGAUGUCCUGAUCAGCCUUGAGGGCCUUACGAUUCUGAACAUUGACCGCACGUACACUCUUAAGCAGUAUCUCAACGCCCUCUCCACCCCCUGGGUGACGCCGAACACGAUGAUCGACCGUAUCCCCAGCCGCAUUUAUACUGAUGCCUGUCUCUACCUCCUUCGGCAGUCUGUUCAGAGCACCGGUGGUCGACCGUUCACCAAGUCGUUUUUUUACCACGCUUAUAACCACUUGCAUUUUGAGGACCAGCUCAUCGUCGAUAUAGCCAACGAAUAUUUCGCUCGCUAUAAACAGGUGGCCAUUGUUUUGCCAAAGCCUCCGCCUCCUGAACCUAUCCCCGAGCCCGAGCUUAAGCCCAAAGUGGAACUGAAGCCGGAUAUCAAACCAGAUGUGGUAGUAUCAAAGCCCAAGGAAGACAAAGUGGAGAAGCAAAUAGUUAAAAAGAAGGAAAUUGCUGCUUCAUCCCUGGCUACGAGAAGAGUUAGUUUUGCAAAGGCACUCUCCCCGCUUAGAGCAAGGACACCCCAUAGUGCUUCUGACGUGACGCCAAUUACUCGGACUGAAUGGAAUAUCCUCGUUAGCGAUUCGACUGUCGGCAGGAAGAAACCAGUCCAGUUAACCGUUCCUCGAGACGCGGGGUGUGUUACUGAUAUAGAGGAAGAUGGAGUCAUCUAUGACUUCAACUGGGAGGAUAUUGAAGAGUGA
Molecule: messenger RNA, 1128 nt
Organism: Nannizzia gypsea CBS 118893
Lineage: Eukaryota; Fungi; Ascomycota; Eurotiomycetes; Onygenales; Arthrodermataceae
Exons: 1
Coding region: 1-1128 (375 amino acids)
Source: RefSeq, a predicted model, not a curated record